Messenger RNA from Lagopus leucura (white-tailed ptarmigan), 1842 nucleotides. RefSeq names its product flocculation protein FLO11-like. The annotation marks the transcript as partial. The transcript has a single exon. The record is from RefSeq and is a predicted model, not a curated record. Lineage: Eukaryota; Metazoa; Chordata; Aves; Galliformes; Phasianidae.
GCCGGGACCCCUCCUCAGAGCCAGGCUGCUGCGGGGGCACCCAAAGGCGACGCUGCGCUGCCAGCCGUCCCCAAGAGCGGCGCCGACGGCAAAGCGGCCGCACCGGACGUCCCCAAAGGCGGCACCGAGGCCAAGGCGCCGAGCGCCGCGUCCCCCACCGUCCCCAAAGGCGGCGCCGAAGCCAAGCCGGUCCCGACAGCAGCACCGGCUGCACCCUGCGCAACCACUGAGCCCAAACCGGCGACGGCGGCGUCACCCACCGUCACCAAAGAGGCCAAACCGGCGACCACGGCAGCCCCCGCCGUCACCAAACCCAGCGCCGAGGCCAAACCGGCAACAGCAGCAUCUCCCGCUGCUCCCGGCACAACUGAUGUGAAAGUGGCGACGACGGCGUCACCGACGGCCACCAAACCCAGCGCCGAGGCCAAAGUGACGGCGCCGACCCCGACGGUCACCAAAGUCACCGGUGAGGCCAAACCGGUGACGGCGGCGGCACAGAGCGCCCCCAAAGGCGCCGCCGAUGUCAAACCGCUGACAACCGAAACGAAACCGGCGCUGCCGCAGCAGCCGCUGCCCAAAGCCGCAGCGCCCAUCGUCACCACGACCGGCACCGACGUGAAGCCGCCAACGGAACCAACGCAGAGCGGCGGCACCAAAACCGGCACCGCGCCGCUGCCGCACGGCAGCCCCAGAGCCAGCAGCGUCACGGUGACACCGCAGGGCGUCCCCAAGGCCACCGCCAGCACCGCGCCGCUCACACCGCCAUCACAGCAGCCUGCGCACAGGGCCAACGCCGCCCCGCUGACGGCACCGGCGCAGCAGCCCGGCCCCAAAGCCGCCCCCAACAGCGUGCCGGUGGCAGCGCCGCACCAAGCCGUCCCCAGGGCCGCCCCGGUGGCAGCGCCGCAGCAGGCCGUCCCUAAGAGCACUGCCGACACCAAACCGGCGCCGCCGCAGCCCAUCAUCCCUAAGGCCAACGCCGCGCAGCUGACGCCGCAGCAGCCCGUCCCCAAGGCCGCCACGGACACCGCAGCGCCGCCAACCGCCCCCAAAGCGCCGUCUGACAACAGAGCCGCCACCCCCAACGCCGCCGGCGAGCCGCACAAAGCACCGCUCACCCCGCAGAGCAGCUCCAGCGCCGACACCAAACCGCAGCCCAGAGCGGCGGCGCCCGGCCACGAUGCCUCGCCGUCCCCCAGCCCCAAAUCCGCGCCGCCCGCCCUCCCCAAACCCGUGCCGCUGAUGGCGGUGACGCCGCAGAUGGUGACGGCGCAGGUGGUGAUGGCGCAGAUGGUGACGGCGCAGAUGGUGACGCACCUCCCGGCCGCCAAACCUUCCCCGCUCAUCCCCAAACCCGCACCGAAAAUGAUGACGCCGCCGCCGCCGCCUCCAGGCCUGCCGAGGGCACUGGCGGCCGCCAAGCUGCUGGGUUUGCCUUCCUCCCCGGUGGCUUCGGCGAUGCACGGCAAAGUGACGCCGCGACCGCUGCCCGCGUCGCCCGUCCCCAUGGCCGCGUCACCCGCGUCGCUGGGGCCCGACGCCGCCCGCGUGGCCCUGGCAGCCAACAUGGCGGCAGCCAACAUGGCAUCCAAUAUGGCGGCCAGCAUGGCAACCAGCGUGGCAUCCAAUAUGGUGGCCAGCAUGGCGGCUAACGUGGCAUCCAAUAUGGCGGCCAGCAUGGCAACCAACAUGGCAUCCAAUAUGGCGACCAACGUGGCGUCCAAUAUGGCGACCAACAUGGCAUCCAGUGCAGCAUCCAAUAUGGCGACCAACGUGGCAUCCAAUAUGGCGACCAACUUGGCAUCCAGUGCAGCAUCCAAUAUGGCGGCCACCACGGCAUCC